Messenger RNA from Otolemur garnettii (small-eared galago), 1838 nucleotides. It is a transcript of the gene ZC2HC1C, whose product is annotated as zinc finger C2HC-type containing 1C. Lineage: Eukaryota; Metazoa; Chordata; Mammalia; Primates; Galagidae. The record is from RefSeq and is a predicted model, not a curated record. The transcript is spliced from 3 exons. The coding region runs from base 56 to 1639 and encodes 527 amino acids.
UUUCUCCUAAGCAGGAGAGGUCCCCGAGAGUCUCAGGCUUCAGUCUAGGCCUUGAAUGGCUGGUCUCCAGUUGGCACCACAUCUGCCUGUGGGUGGUAUGCUCCCACAUAAUAAAUCAGAAGCUCCAGGGCUCCACUCAGCAAAGCAAGACCCUUAUGAACAAGGUGACUCUUCCCAGCAGUCAUCGAUGGGGCACCCGAGGAAUAAUUUCCAGCAGAAGUUUUUCAGCAAUAAAAAGCUGAUGUUGGAUAAUGUCUACACUCACCCAAAAUGGAACACCUGCACUAAACCCCGGAGCUAUUCCCAUCCCCGCCGUACAGGAGUCAACAACCAGCAUUCAGGAAGCAAUCCCCAGGGCCAAGAAGGGAAAGGUUUGUUUUACUCAUCGGUUUCUCAAUCCCAGUAUUCCAAAGCAAAUAACCAGGACUUUAUCCCCUUUACAAAGAAACGAGUUGGGGUAGACCGGGCCUACCCACUGAAACCUGUGGUCCACCAGAAGUCUCGCAUUAUAAGUGAGGUUGGCAGUGCUGGGGACCAGAAUGUCAACAACCCAAGGUCCCUGGAGCCAAGAGAGUUUUCAUACAACAACUUUGGUUUGAGGAACCAGGACAAUUCAUCUAUGGUUGGUAAUGUUCUUGCUGCCAUGCACGGGGAGAGGGGCAUGGCAAACUUUGACAGGACCAAGUGGAUGCAGAUCCAAAAACUAGAAGCUGCCGGGGAGAGCUUAGAAGAGGAAAUCCGAAGAAAGGAGGUUCUCCUGAGGGAAAAGCUGAAGAGGACAGAGGAGGAAAUCCGAAGGAUACAGAAGAAAAAUGAAAGCAGAGAGCUAGAGAGAACGAUACUCUUCAGGGGGAGCAUUAAAGAUAGUAACAGCGACACCAUGUACAAACCUAUCUUCUCCCCAGAAUUUGAGACUAAGGAGGUGUUCAGUAGAGACCAGAGAGAGGAUGAAACUUGGCAACAAUCUCAAGAAAAUUCUAGUCCUCUCCAGUUCUAUGAUUAUGGAAUCCAGGGUCUCAAAAGGGAGAAGCUGGUGGCAAGCGAUAACAAACUCCAAGACCAGGUCUCAGAACCAUCAACAGAGUUUUUUCAGCCUUCAGAAACACCAGGCAGUGCUUUGCAGGGAUACACCAGGAAUUCUAGCCUACCCAAGGCACCAGACUCCUCAGGUUCCAGCGGCUCCUCUGAAGUGCCAGAACUGGGCAAAUGCAGCCACUGUGGACGCAAGUUUCUAUUGCUCAGGCUGGAGAGACACUCAAAAGUCUGCAGCAGGAUACAGGGUUCCAAGAGGAAAGUGUUUGAUUCUUCCAGGGCCCGGGCAAAGGGCACAGAACUAGAGCAGUACUUGAACUGGAAAGGAUCAGCUUCAGUCAAGGCUGAGCCUCCUCGGAAGAGCAACUGGAGGCAGAAGCAUGAAUCUUUUAUCCGUACCCUCCGUCAGGCUCGAGAGGUCCAGCAGGUAAUUGCCAACGGUGGAAAACCCUCAGACUUGCCUCACAUCCUGCCUGCAGAAAACCCUGACUACGUUCAGUGUCCUCACUGUAGCCGCCACUUUGCUCCCAAAGUGGCCGAGCGACACAUUCCCAAGUGUAAGACCAUCAAGAACCGUCCUCCACCUCCAAGGAAGCAUUACAGUUGAGCAGACAACAGUGGAAACCUGCUCAGAUAACUCAGGCUCUGCUGCUUCUCUUUAGCAGUAAAUGGGAGUAGAAUUUGAUGCAGAGCAGAAAGAAACAAACAUUUCACAUCUCCCAGAUCUGUCUGCAGAGCUAAAAUCAGUUGAGAAAGCUAUUGCCAAGCAGCAGGAGGAAGGCCCCAGCUUCCCACUAAAACUACAG